CAGCAACUUUUAAUAUUCCUCCACGAUAUUUUCAGUGAUGACUUUAAAAAUCGAAAAAGCUGACUUACAACGUAUCCCAGAAUCUAUAAACUUUCCACAGGAAGAAGAGAACAUUUUAAAGUAUUGGAAAGAUGAAAAGAUUUUCGAAAACUGUUUAAAACAAUCAAAAUCAAAGCCUCGUUAUACAUUUUAUGAUGGUCCACCGUUUGCAACUGGUUUACCUCAUUAUGGUCAUAUAUUAGCAGGAACAAUUAAAGAUAUUGUCACUCGUUAUGCUCAUCAACAAGGUUAUCAUGUUGAAAGAAGAUUCGGAUGGGAUACUCACGGACUUCCAGUCGAAUAUGAGAUUGACAAAACUUUAGGUAUCAAAGGUCCAGAUGAUGUUGCUAAAAUGGGUAUUGCAGCAUAUAACAACGAAUGCAGAAAGAUUGUCAUGAGAUAUGCAGGAGAUUGGGAAGAAAUCAUUGGAAGACUUGGAAGAUGGAUCGAUUUUAAGAAUGAUUAUAAAACUCUUUAUCCUUGGUUCAUGGAAUCUGUUUGGUGGGUUUUUAAACAACUUUAUAUGAAGGGAUUAGUUUAUCAAGGCGUUAAAGUAAUGCCUUAUUCGACUGCUUGUACUACUGCAUUAUCAAAUUUCGAGUCUGGUCAGAAUUACAAAGACGUUCAAGACCCGAUGGUAUUUGUUGCAAUGCCAUUGCUUGAUUCUACAGAGAAAGUUUCCUUAAUUGUAUGGACGACAACACCAUGGACUCUUCCUUCAAACAUGGCUUGUUGUGUUAAUCCCGAUCAUCAAUAUGUUAAAGUUAAGGAAAUCGCUACAGGAUGCAUUUACAUCAUCAUGGAAUCUCGUAUUGAUUUUGUGUUCAAAACGAAAGAUGCUGUUGAAGUUUUAGAAAAGUUUUCCGGCAUUAAACUCAAAGGACUUCGUUACGAUCCGCCAUUUGAUUUCUUUAAGAAAUACGAGAAUGUCGCUUUUCGUGUUUUGUGUGAUAAUUACGUCACUGAAGAAUCUGGUUCAGGAAUUGUUCAUCAAGCUCCGUACUUUGGAGAAGACGAUUAUCGUGUUUGUCUUGCUCACAAUGUAAUAAAACGUGAUCAGGAAAUUGUUUGUCCACUUGAUGCAAGCGGUCGAUUCACAAAUGAAGUUCCAGAUUUUCAAGGACAAUAUGUGAAAGAUGCCGACAAGAACAUCAUCAAUGCGCUCAAGAAGAAAGGACGAUUAGUUCGUUCUGGACAACAUAAUCACAGUUAUCCUUUCUGUUGGCGAUCAGACACGCCACUCAUCUACAAAGCAGUCCCUUCAUGGUUCGUCCGUGUUGAACACAUGACGAAGCAACUGCUGGCUUGUUGUGCACAAACUUAUUGGGUGCCCGACAACAUCAAAGAGAAACGGUUCGGAAAUUGGCUACGUGAAGCUCGUGAUUGGGCUAUAAGUCGUAAUCGUUAUUGGGGCACGCCAAUUCCCAUUUGGAUGUCACCUUCAGGUGAUGAAAUUGUUUGCAUUGGCAGCAUUGAAGAACUGGAGAAAUUGUCAGGCAUUCUCGUUAAAGAUUUGCAUCGUGAGACUGUCGAUAGCAUUGAAAUUCCGUCACAAACACCAGGAAAUCCACCUUUGAGACGAAUUUCUGAAGUUUUCGAUUGCUGGUUUGAAUCAGGCUCGAUGCCAUAUGCACAACAACAUUAUCCAUUCGAGAAUCCAAACGAGUUUAUGAACAAAUUUCCAGCAGACUUCAUUGCUGAAGGCAUUGAUCAGACACGCGGUUGGUUUUAUACGCUUCUAGUUAUAUCGACAGCAUUGUUUAACAAGCCACCAUUCAAGAACUUGAUUGCAAAUGGCUUGGUGCUAGCUGCAGAUGGCCAAAAGAUGUCAAAAAGAAAACAAAACUAUCCUGAUCCAAUGUUACUUGUUGGAAGAUAUGGAGCAGACGCCAUUCGUUUGUAUCUCAUCAAUUCACCAGUUGUUCGUGCUGAAAAUCUUCGAUUCAAAGAAGAAGGUGUUCGUGACAUCAUCAAAGACGUUUUCUUACCUUGGUUCAAUGCUUAUCGCUUUUUGUUCCAAAAUAUUGAACGAUUUGAAAAAGAAGACAAAAUUGUUUACAAAUAUGAUGUCAAUCAACAUCAUCGUAAUCAAUCAAACAAUGUUAUGGAUGUGUGGAUUGUAAGCUUCAAAGAAUCUCUUCUGGAAUUCAUUUCGAAAGAGAUGAAAGCUUAUCGUUUGUAUACUGUCGUGCCUCGAUUAACAAAGUUUAUUGAUCAACUUACGAAUUGGUAUGUGCGGAUGAAUAGAAAGCGUAUUAAGGGCGAAGGAGGCAUUGAAGAUUGUUAUCAUGCGUUGAAUACACUUUACAGUGUUUUAUUGGCGAUGGUGAAAAUGAUGGCACCGUUUACGCCUUUCUUGACUGAAUACAUGUAUCAACGAUUGAGAAUUCUUGACGAAAGUCUGCAACCUGGAAGUGUUCAUUAUGAAAUGAUGCCAUCAGCUGACAAUAACAAGAUCAACGUUCCAAUAGAACGAGCUGUCGCUCGAAUGCAAGCUGUUGUUGAGCUGGGACGUGUUAUGAGAGAUCGUCGAACAGUUCCCAUCAAAUAUCCGCUGACUGAAGUUGUUGUCAUUCAUCAGCAACAAGAAUAUCUCGACGAUAUCAAUUCAUUACAACAAUUCAUCACAGGUGAAUUGAAUGUCAGAUCGAUUGUGUUAAGUCAAGAUAGAAAGAAAUAUGGCGUGACAUUACGUGCUGAGCCUGAUCAUAAAUUGCUGGGAAUUCGACUUAAAAACGAUGCGAAAAUUGUUGCACAGAAAAUCAAGCAACUGUCAGAUUCUGACAUUCAAAAUCAAUUAAAACGUGGGUGGUUUGAAAUUGACGCUCAUCGUUUGGAAUUGAAUGAAGUUCGUGUUAUUUAUCAAUUUGGUGGUGACAUUUCUGAUGCUGUUGAUUUUGAGGCUCAUAGUGACAACGAUGUUUUGGUGUUGCUCAACAUGAAACCAAAUCAAGAACUCGUUGAUGAAGGAACUGCCCGAGAAAUCAUUAAUCGAAUUCAAAAGCUCAAGAAAAAAGCGAAAUUGAUUCCAACAGAUCCUGUCAUCAUCACUUACGAAACAUCCAAAGCUGACAGUGAUGUUACGAGAGUUGCAAUGAGUCAUCGGUCGUUUAUUGAGGGUGUUGUUAAGAGUAAAUUUGUGUUGCAUUCAGCUGAAGAUGAUAAACGAGAGCUCGUUAUUGAAGAAACGCAAGAACUCAAGGAUGUUACUCUGAAACUUAAAAUCACGACAUUAAAUGAAAAAAUUAUGCCAAAACUUCCAUGGAUCAAUGUAGUGCUUGCUGAUGACGUGCAAAUGAGAUAUGUACGAUGUGAUACUGCUCGUGUUUGCACUUUAAAUCUUGAAGAUUUUGGAGGAAAUGUCAUGACGUUGGAACAACUAAAACAAGAGGUUGAACGUGUCUUUGGCAUCGGUCAAACGAAGUGGAUGCUCUCAACUUCGCACGAGAAGCUCAAUGAACUCAAAGAAGUAUCGAGAAGUCUUUCAGGAAAAACAAUUUUCAUUUUUAGAAAUGCGGUCACGAGCAUUCCCCAACAAUUCUUGUCAGCAAUUUCACCUUUCAGUCAAUUUGAGAAUAAAAUUGUCGAGAAUCGUCAUGUGACUGUUUACUUGGAGAAUCCAGCAGUGAUGUAAUUUGUUUUUUGUCAUUGAAUAAAUUAAUUAAUUAAUAAAUAUUCUUUACAAAAGA
Clunio marinus is the source of this 3728-nucleotide messenger RNA. NCBI's taxonomy places the organism in Eukaryota, Metazoa, Arthropoda, Insecta, Diptera, Chironomidae. The record is from the annotation of a GenBank genome assembly.